GCAACGACGAGCCAACCUUCACGAAAGCGGGUCUUCAUGUAAAAAAAAACCCCUCUGUCUAUCGCUGGAAAAAUAACAAAUACAAAAGAGGGGAGACGCCAAAUCUGAUCAAGAGAACAAAACCUCGCAAAAUCUGCUCACAAGCGAGCCUCCGAUCGAUCUCCGCCGUCGAUUGGAACCUGUCGGAGCUCCGAUCAAGAUUUGGAUCCAGAUCCGAUAACGCCGGUGGAUGGAGCAUCGAUCAUCGGCGAUAAGAGAUUAUUUUGGUUCGGAUUAGACUGGAUUGUGAUCGAGUCGAAUUUGAGGAGGAGGAGACGAUGCCAGGUCUGCUGAAUGCUCCAGCUCCGGCGAAGUCACCGUCGCCGUCGCUGGCGGAAUCAAAAGCGAUUUGGUCGAAGAAAUGCGAUCAUAUCACCUUCGAUCAACUCCAGAAGUUUUGGAACGAGUUGCCUCUCCAAGCGAGACAAAAGCUCUUGAGGAUCGAUAAACAAGCCCUUUUCGAGCAAGCUCGCAAGAAUCUCUAUUGCUCGAGAUGCAAUGGAUUACUUCUUGAAGGCUUCUCGCAGAUUGUUAUGUAUGGAAAAUCGUUGCAGCAAGAGGGCGCUUCCUCUUACCUUUCUAGAACAGGGCCCACCUUGAAGGCCCACAUUGACAGUGAUUCAGAUGAUAUGCUGGACCCUUCUGUUCACCCAUGGGGAGGGCUGGCAGCAAAUAGAGACGGGAUACUAACUCUUCUGGACUGCUUUAUAAAUGCAAGGUCAUUAAGGGUGCUUCAAAAUGUUUUUGAUAGUGCUCGAGCAAGGGAACAUGAACGUGAAUUGCUAUACCCUGAUGCAUGUGGUGGAGGUGGUCGUGGCUGGAUAAGCCAAGCAAUGACCAAUUAUGGCAGAGGGCAUGGUACUCGAGAAAGCUGUGCAUUGCAUACUGCCAGGCUUUCUUGUGACACACUAAUAGAUUUUUGGUCCGCAUUGGGUGAUGAAACUAGAACAUCCCUUCUACGGAUGAGAGAGGAGGAUUUUAUUGAAAGGCUAAUGUACAGGUUUGACAGCAAGAGAUUUUGCAGAGAUUGCAGAAGGAACGUCAUUCGUGAGUUCAAGGAACUGAAGGAAUUAAAGCGCAUGCGGAAAGAGCUUCACUGUACAACUUGGUUUUGUGUUGCGGAUACUUCUUUCCAAUAUGAGGUAUCAGAGGAUACAGUCCAGGCAGAUUGGCACCAAACCUUUACAGACUCGAUUGGAACGUAUCAUCAUUUUGAAUGGGCUAUUGGAACAGGAGAAGGAAAAUCAGACAUUUUGGAAUUUGAAGAUGUCGGUAUGAAUGGAAAAGUUCAAGUCAAGGGACUUGAUCUUGGAGAUUUAAGCGAUUGCUUUAUUACACUUAAGGCGUGGAAGCUUGAUGGUCGAUGCACUGAGCUCUGUGUUAAGGCUCAUGCAAUGAAGGGGGAACCAUGUGUCCAUCGCCGGCUAAUUAUUGGGGAUGGUUUCGUAACAAUAACUAAAGGUGAAAGCAUCAGAAGUUUUUUUGAGCAUGCUGAAGAAGCUGAGGAAGAAGAGGAUGAUGAUGCCAUGGACAAGGAUGGAAAUGAAAUUGAUGGUGAUGGUUCCCGUCCCCAGAAGCAUGCCAAGAGUCCUGAACUUGCAAGGGAGUUCCUCCUAGAUGCUGCAACUGUAAUAUUCAAAGAACAGGUAGAAAAGGCUUUCAGGGAAGGUACAGCCCGACAAAAUGCACAUAGUAUUUUUGUUUCUCUUGCCUGCAAAGAAAUCAUUACGUUAGAGAAGCAGAUCAAACUUCUCGAAGAAGAGGAAAGAGAAAAGCGUGAAGAAGAAGAGCGAAGAGAGAGGAAAAGAACAAAAGAGCGAGAGAAAAAGCUUCGGAGAAAAGAAAGGCUCAAGGAAAAAGAAAGGGAGAGGGAAAGAAAACACAAUGAAUCAAACUCGCCUGAAGUUUCAUUAUCAAAAUCUACAAAUGACUCUCCCACAAGUGCUCUUGACAACUCUUCGCCUACUAUUGCAGAUUCUGGGGAAGCUGUUAGUGACCCAGGGGAAGUUGUCACUGCACACAGGCCUAAAGAUGAGCAGUCCGCUAAUGGAUGCACUGAUACAAAAAACCUGAAUGGUGAUAUCCCACAUCACCAAUGUCAUGUUGACGAAGAGUUCAGUGUUAGAGAUAGCAAUGACCCUUUUAUACUGGAGCAAUCAAAAUCAUCUAGGAGGAAAUUGAGGUUGAAAAAGAAUUCUCUUCCAGGUCAGGCAUCCAAGUGGUAUGAAGAUGGCGUUCAUUGUGAUGAAUCUGAUACCGUGUCAAUGGAUUCUUCAAGAUUGAUAAAUGGAGGGCAUAGGCCAUUGAGGGAAAGGGUCGUGAAGACCAACACUAGAACUUGUAAUACUAAGUUUAGUGAGAGAUACAAUUCUCUGAGCAACAGAUGCAGCUGCAGUCAAAAUGGUGAUUACAGGCCAAAAGAUGGAUAUUACAUGUCUACCAUAAGACCAGUAAGGGAUAUCAAAACUGCAUAUAGAACGGAGGCAAAAAUGGAUAUGCCGAGAUCACUGUAUCGAGGUGCUAAAUACAGCAAUGGAUGUUUUAUUCCCGAUACUUGUGUUCCUCCCAAAGGGAAGCUUUCUUCCAGUAGUCUUAAAAGAGAUGUUGUCCAUACAAGGCAAGUAUGGGAGCCUAUGGAUGCUCGGAGGACAGGCACCAAAAGUAAUUCAGGUUGUGAUGUUCAUUCCAGAGCUGCUGUUAUGGCCAAUCACUCUGAAGGAAUUCAAUUUGAUAAAGCUGACGCUGAAUACUCACCUGAGAGCACUGGUGAUCUGUCUAAAGCUGAAACUUUGAGUAAUAACUAUGAGGGUUGUGAGGAUGGCAGAAAGACAUCCAGUACUGGAUUUGUGACAGUAGUGAAGUCUGAUUGUUACUCGAAGGAUCCCAUGAGCAACAGUUGUGGUGAUCCAACAAUGAGCUCAUCAAGUUCUGACAACUGCUCUUCAUGCCUUAGUGAGGGAGACAGCAGGAACACUGAAUCUUCGUCAACUUCUGAUUCUGAGGAUGCUAGUCCACAAUCAAAGGGAAGAGAUGAUGCUUCACUCAACAACUGCAAGACAAAUGGAGUUAGUUCUUUCAUGAGGUCAAAUUCAGGAUUCCAAGUAGCAGACUGUGAAUCUGUCUUUCCCGUUGAAGAACUAAGAGAAGCUGCCCAAAUUACUGACAAUGGGAGUUUUCUAUUCGAUACACAUCCACAGCAGCGGCACAUCCUACCAAUGCAUAGCCAAAGCAUCGACGUGCCAGCUUUCUCCUCUCCAGCUGCAGGGUAUCACAACCAAAGCGCAGUUUCUUGGGAAGCUUCUCCUAAUGGAUUGAUGCCAUUUCCCCACCCUAACCACUUUGUUUUCCCACUGAACCCUCUUGGUUACAGUUUACCAGCACCUCAGCCUUCAGAGUUUGGCAUGCAGUACAAUCCCCUGCAAACUAUAACUCCUCCUUUGUUUACUGCACGGCACCAUUCUCUGUAUCAGACUGACAACAGGGUGUAUGUUGAGAAUCCUGGAGAGCAGUUCAAUAACUUCAAGUUUGCUGAGCCAGUGUCCAACGUGAGCCCUCUUGAAAGACAAUAUCGAGACCGACAGUUGCCUUUGAAACUACCAUCAAAGGGACAAAAUGGGAGUGCAGGGAAUACUUCUAAGGUGCAUGAUGAUAGCUCAGUUUUCUCUUUGUUUCAUUUUGGCGGCCCAUUGGUUGGGGCUACACAAAAUACUACUGGAAUCUCAGCUACUGCUGAUAUUUCUUGCUCAAAGGAGGACACAACAAUGGAAGAGUACAGCUUGUUUUCUACAGGUAACAGCACUAGAUUUUCGAUUUUCUGAGUGCAUUACAUAGGUAUAUUGGUGAAAGAAGAAUGCUGUUGAGCGGUAUCCCUAUUUGGUGUGGAAGUGUGAGAGCUUGUAUUCGGUCGGUGACAACAAAUCAUGUUUUCUAAAAAAAAAAGUAUAUUUUCGCAUUUCAUUGUAUUUGGAGUUUUGCUUUAUAGGUUUUGGGUUGUCGAAAGAAAACUGUGAGUGUUCUAUACGGUCAUAUUAUUUUUCUUAUGUCAUGUAUGAGGUUAAUCAUUUUUCCAACAUCUAUAUUGAAGCUCUUUCAUAAAGGUAGAAGACAUGGUUUUUUUUA
Messenger RNA from Asparagus officinalis (garden asparagus), 4158 nucleotides. RefSeq lists its product as uncharacterized. The record is from RefSeq and is a predicted model, not a curated record. Lineage: Eukaryota; Viridiplantae; Streptophyta; Magnoliopsida; Asparagales; Asparagaceae.